Molecule: messenger RNA, 1569 nt
Organism: Cavia porcellus (domestic guinea pig)
Lineage: Eukaryota; Metazoa; Chordata; Mammalia; Rodentia; Caviidae
Gene: Cd74
Product: CD74 molecule
Exons: 9
Coding region: 196-1038 (280 amino acids)
Biological process (GO): positive regulation of kinase activity; positive regulation of ERK1 and ERK2 cascade; negative regulation of intrinsic apoptotic signaling pathway in response to DNA damage by p53 class mediator
Cellular component (GO): cytoplasm; cell surface; membrane
Molecular function (GO): macrophage migration inhibitory factor binding; cytokine receptor activity; MHC class II protein binding
Source: RefSeq, a predicted model, not a curated record
GGGUAUUUCCAGCUUUGUGGCUUUCACUUCCACAUCUGCCAAGUGGGCGGAGUGGCCUCCUGUGGACGAAUCAGAUUCCUCCCCAGCACCAACUUCAAGAAGUGAGCGUGGGCUCAGGGUCCCAGACACACGGGAGGAGGCAGGUGACAGCAGCAGCAGCAGCAGGAGCUGUGGGGAAGACCAGAGACCAGAACCAUGGAAGACCAGCACGACCUCAUCUCCAACCAUGAGCAGCUGCCCAUGUUGGGCCAGCGCCCUGGAGCCCAGGACGGCAAAUGCAGCCGCGGAGCCCUGUACACAGGCUUUUCCGUCCUGGUGGCUCUGCUCCUGGCUGGCCAGGCCACCACCGCCUACUUCCUGUACCAGCAGCAGGGCCGGCUGGACAAGCUGACGGUCACUUCGCAGAACCUGCAGCUGGAGAACCUACGCAUGAAGAUGCCCAAGCCUCCCAAGCCCGUGAGCCAGAUGCGGAUGGCCACUCCCCUGCUGAUGCGGGCGCUGCCCAUGGAAGUCAUGCACAAGGGGCCCGUGCAGAAUGCCACCAAGUAUGGCAACACGACCCAGGACUACGUGAUGCACACACUCCUGAAGUCUGACCCUCUGAAGGUGUACCCACAGCUGCAGGGGAGCUUCCUUGAGAACCUGAAACAUCUCAAGAACACCAUGGAGAGCCUGGACUGGAAGGUCUUUGAGAGCUGGAUGCACCACUGGCUCCUGUUCGAAAUGAGCAGGAACUCCCCGGAGGAGAAGCCCACCGAGGCACCGCCCAAAGUACUGUCCAAGUGCCAGGAAGAGGUCAGCCACAUCCCUGCUGUCCAUCCGGGCACGUUCCGUCCCCAGUGUGACGAGAAUGGCAACUAUAUGCCGCUCCAGUGCCACGGGAGCACCGGCUACUGCUGGUGCGUCUUCCCCAACGGCACCGAGGUCCCUCACACCAGGAGCCACGGGCACCAUAACUGCAGUGAGCCUCUGGAGGCCGAGGACCUGUCUUCCGGGCUGGGCGUGACCAAGCAGGAGUUGGGCCAAGUCAUGAUGUGAGAACAGCAGGAGCCGUUUCCAACACGCAGGCAGCUCUGCUCGGCCGUGGCUUUCUUGCUCCCCUGUAUCACCAGCCCUUGUCGUUUGCCCAGACCACCCAAACCUUCCUCUCUGUCUCGUUCCCAUGAGACUCUGUGCCCGGCUUUCCAUCCAUCAGUCAUCCUUGGACAUGACCUGAGAUGAUGGCAUAGGACAGCUCUGUUGCCCACCCCACCAUCUGCCAACAGGGACACAAGGCCUGAGGAAGUGGACCAAAACCAGGCCGACCCCCAUUUCUGACACUGCAGCCAUGUCCACUGUAGGGCUCUGAGAUCUAGACUCAUGGACAGGGAAAAGGGACAACCCAUUCCUACACUCCAAAUCAGACACCUUUGCCGCCCUCUUCUAUCUACAUCACUCCCCAAGGAAAACCCCAGCCUUCCCUCACCCUACAAACCCCUCCUUUUCCACCAACCCCCAGCUCCCUGCUUAGCCACGCUUGCUGUCAGCACAGGGCCAUGGCUUAUGAAAAAAUAAAAGGAGUAGAGGACA